Messenger RNA from Prunus armeniaca (apricot), 1701 nucleotides. The record is from the annotation of a GenBank genome assembly. Lineage: Eukaryota; Viridiplantae; Streptophyta; Magnoliopsida; Rosales; Rosaceae.
AUGUUGGGUCGGUCCUCAUUUUCCAGAACUGGAAGCUUUAGGCCUGAGAAUUUGGGCCCAAAUGCCCUUGCCUUGAUUGGAAACCUUUGCUUCACGUUUUUUGUGCUCGGAGUGUUGAUCUUCACCAUUAUUGCCGCCACCUAUGAACCUGAAGACCCUUUGUUUCACCCAUCAACCAAGAUCACCACUUUCCUAACAUCCAAAUCCAAUGCCACUUUCAAAUCCGAUGACACUGUGGUCAGGACUGGUGAGAAUUUCAUGGCUCCCAAUCAAACUGAAUUUGCAACCUUUAUCAAUAUGACUGAUGUUGUUAACUUAAGCGAGGGUGAUAACACGAUCAGUGACGCUUCUGGGGCCGCAUCUUCUAGCUGUGAGGGUCCCAUAGAUUGCCGGGACCCGGAAGUGUUCCAUUUGUUGAUGAGGGCCACCAUUGAAAAAUUUAAGGAUAUUCAUUUUUACCGGUUUGGGAAACCUGCGCAGGGUUCGGAUGAUAACAGUUGUGAUAUGGCUUGGCGGUUUAGGCCUAAGGAAGGGAAGACUGCUUCCUUUUACAAGGAUUACAGGAGGUUUACUAUUUUGAAGUCUGAAAAUUGUACUCUUAGUGUUGGUGACAUUGGAGAGUACCAUACUGGAGUAAAUGCCAGGAAGAGGAAGAAGAAUCAGAAGCCUGGGUUUGAGAAGAAUGGGAAGAAGGAGGUGAAUUCUUUGCCAGUUGUGGGGGAGAUUGUGAAUGAUACCCUUCCGGUGGUUGAGUCUGAAGGUUCAUUUAGUCGUGGGAAGUACUUAGUUUACAUGGGUGGUGGAGAUAGGUGCAAGAGCAUGAACCAUUACUUGUGGAGUUUCUUGUGUGCUUUAGGUGAAGCGCAAUACCUGAACCGAACUUUGGUCAUGGAAUUGAAUAUUUGUCUGUCUUCAAUGUACACUUCGUCGAAUCAAGAUGAGGAAGGGAAGGAUUUCAGGUUUUACUUUGACUUUGAGCAUUUAAGAGAGUCUGCAUCUGUAUUAGACGCAAAGCAGUUCUGGUCAGAUUGGGAGAAAUGGCAGAAGAAAGAUGGGUUGAAUCUUCAUCUUGUGGAGGAUUUUAGGGUCACACCUAUGAAACUUAAUGACGUCAAGGAUGCUUUGAUUAUGAGAAAGUUCGGGUCCGUGGAGCCAGACAAUUAUUGGUAUAGGGUGUGUGAAGGGGAAACGGAGUCUGUUGUUCAACGACCAUGGCAUUUGAUAUGGAAAUCGAGAAGGUUAAUGGAUAUAGUGUCUGCAAUCUCAUCAAAAUUGAACUGGGAUUAUGAUUCUGUGCAUAUUGAAAGAGGAGAGAAGGCACAUAACAAGGAGCUUUGGCCUAAUCUUGAUGCAGAUACUUCACCUAAUGCACUUCUCUCAACCCUGCAGGACAAAAUUGAAGAUGGAAGGAACCUCUACAUUGCAACAAACGAACCAGAUACAUCUUUCUUUGACCCUUUGAAGGACAAGUAUACCACUCAUUUCCUUGACGAGUACAAGGAUCUUUGGGAUGAAAACAGUGAGUGGUACUUCGACACAACAAAGCUUAACAAUGGAGUUCCAGUUGAAUUUGAUGGUUACAUGAGAGUGUCAGUUGAUACAGAGGUGUUCUUGAGAGGGAAAAAACAGAUAGAAACAUUCAAUGAUCUCACCAAUGAUUGCAAGGAUGGCAUCAACACCUGCAGCACUGCGACCAGUUAA